This is a messenger RNA of Penicillium chermesinum, 813 nucleotides long. RefSeq lists its product as uncharacterized. The record is from RefSeq and is a predicted model, not a curated record. Lineage: Eukaryota; Fungi; Ascomycota; Eurotiomycetes; Eurotiales; Aspergillaceae. Gene Ontology annotation, molecular function: peroxidase activity. Bases 1 to 813 code for a protein of 270 amino acids. The transcript has 4 exons.
AUGAAGUUGACAAUUGCUGCCUUUGCGUCGCUGCUUCUCACGGCCUCUGCCAUUAGCCUGCCCGCCGACCACCCUGAUGUCAACUGGGUGCCCGCGGGCCCCGGCGAUAGUAAGCGCAGUACUCCAGAUCCGGGCGCCGUGCCCAAUGUUGAACACUCUGGCCAACCACGGCUAUCUCCCCACGAUGGAAAGAAUAUCUCGCAGGACCAAGUGGUCACUGCCCUGGUGUCGGCCCUGAAUUUCGACGAAGAGACCGCCAUCGGCCAGUUCCAACAAGCUCUGGCAUCGAACCCGGUGGAGGGCGCUACUACUUUCUCUCUGGCCGACUUGCGCCGCCACAAGGUCGUUGAGCACGAUGCGAGCUUGAGUCGCCAGGAUUACUAUUUCAGCAAAAACGACCACAGCUUCAACGCCGUCGUAUUCGCCGAGACUCUCAUGGCCUGGGGAUCGGAGAUCAAUGUCAAGUCUGCUGCUCAGGCUCGCCACGCCCGCAUCAGCACUUCCAAGGCCACAAACCCCUCUUUCUCAACGGAUCUCCUGGACUCGGGCUACGGCGAGUCUGCCGUCUUGAUCGCUACUAUCGGCGACGCGAAUACCGCAACGGCGAACAAGGCGUGGGCGGAGUACCUCUUCCGAAACGAGAGACUCCCCACUGCACUCGGAUGGGAGAAGCCCAAGUACCUCGUCACAGGAGCCGUCGUCGGUGGUAUCGCGGGGCAAAUUGAAAGCGAAAUGAAGGACCUCGAUGAGGGAAUCUGGAAGCUUUUCUUCAACAAGAGACACCCUCACGCCCACCGCACGCACGCACAUUAA